This is a messenger RNA of Perkinsus marinus ATCC 50983, 2025 nucleotides long. Its product is annotated as diacylglycerol kinase, putative. The record is from RefSeq and is a predicted model, not a curated record. The coding region runs from base 1 to 2025 and encodes 674 amino acids. The transcript has a single exon. Gene Ontology annotation, molecular function: ATP-dependent diacylglycerol kinase activity. NCBI's taxonomy places the organism in Eukaryota, Perkinsozoa, Perkinsida, Perkinsidae.
AUGAUCAUCGACUGGGCUUCUCUGGCCACCACUGUCCUUGUGGGCUUCCUAUGUAUCUAUAUCCUCCACCGAAUUGCCAAUGCACGUUUUGCCUCGUAUAAAGAGCGCCUGAACAGGGACCGCAUGAGGGCUGUAGCGGGAUGGCUCAAGGCCAUGGCCUCGAGGGAUCGGCCUCCGAGCAACCAUCGUUGGCGGGCGAUCUUCUCCUGGGAGUCGCCUAAGACUUGUGACAUUUGUGGUAAGAAUAUUUACGUAGCGGGUGAGACGUGGCGACGGAAGGCCUUGGCCGCAAUAUUGAUACCGUCUAGAGCGGAGCGACAGCAGCAGGGUUGUGAGUGUGUUAUAUGCUCACAGGUGGCCCACUUCUACUGUGCUCAUAGACAUGCUCAUAGAGUGCCAUGUCGUUGGGACUUUACAGACUACCCACCUAACCAUCGAUGGCUGAGGGGUAACUUGAUGGUUGAGGGGAUGAACUGCCAGGUUUGCUACAAGCCUUGUGAUUCUGAGGAUGACUACCGCUGUGUCAUGUGCCGACGCUUCGUCCAUGCGGGGAAAUGUCGGGAGAAAAUUGGCCCUGAGUGCGAUCUGGGCCCUCUGGGGUUCGCCUGCCUCAAGCCUGCAUGCUUUGUCGAUAUACCUAAUUCGACGUCUAGGGCGAGGACGCAGAGUGACGUGGAUGGUACGUUGAGCCCAAGAGACUCUACUCAUUGCUCGACACCUCUAGUAGUGGAGCCAGUCGAGCCGGCUACGACCAAAUGGUCCAUCACGAAGUUUAGUUUGGGGCUUUACAAACUACUAGAGACAGCAAGGGGCCGUAGGAAGUCGUCGACUCCGAUGGUGGCGUCGCCGAGCGUGGCCGACCCUCCCGUUGUCACUCCGUCUUUUACUGUCUCCCGAGAGGCGUGUAUUGCCUGUGACACUACUAGUCCUGUACUGUGCUUUAUCAACCCUAGAAGUGGUGGUUUGCAGGGCAGACGGGUUAGGGAUAUGCUCUAUGGUACUUUACACCCUCGACAGGUUGUGGACGUCACCAAAGCUGGACAGCCCCGGGCGGCCCUCCUGUCCUUCAGCUCGAUAGCUGACACUCUGAGAGUCCUAGUAUGUGGUGGUGACGGCACUGUUGGGUGGAUACUUGGUGAACUUGAGGCUGUAUAUGGUGCGGAACAGUUGAGUAAGGUGCCGGUAUCAGUGAUGCCUAUGGGUACUGGUAACGACCUCUCGGCAAUCCUUGGUUGUGGACGCGAGAUGGACCUCUCGGAGGUUUCAAUGCGGACGGCGAUGGCGGCUCGUCCGGAGGGGCGCCUCCAACGGCUAGACCGGUGGAAUGUGAAGUUCGACUACUAUCGUUCCCAUAAUAGGAUCAAACGCUCCUUGUCCGCUCCAAGAUUGUAUGGGGAGUUCGUCGAGGAUGAGGACUACACAGCUGGCCUGGACUCGGCCCUACAGGUCCUCUCGCCCGAGACUGAGGAUAAGGUCGUCAUCAACUAUCUUGACAUUGGUGCGGCGGCGAGGAUUGCUGGGCAGUUCCAUCACCAUCGAGAGACCUUUCCAGAGCUAUUCACUACGAGGUUUGAGAACAAGGUUCGAUACGGCGAACUGGGCUUUGCGGAUUUCCUAGUGGAGGAGCCGGUCUCGUUGAAAGAUGUGUCCUUGCUAUGUGAUGGAGUGCCAGUGCAACUGCCUUGCAAUGGGGAUCUGGCUGAUAUCAUCAUCGUGAACAUCCCUAGCUUUGCAGGAGCGGUAGACCUCUGGGGUUCAACAAGUCCGCAUUCUCGUGGUUAUCGGCGACAGAGGAUCGAUGACGGCAUCAUUGAGGUGGUGGCUGUGAGCUCUCUAUUCCAUCUUGGCAAGGUCCAAGUUGGCCUUUCCUCGCCUUAUGCUGUUUGCCAAGGAAAGGAGAUAACAUUGUCACUGUCGACUGGGGCCCGCUUACCGGCUCAGUUGGAUGGCGAGCCGUACUCUUUGCUCGGCCCUUGUGAGCUCACUGUCUCUCGUAAGGAUGAUGCAUUGAUGGUUGAACGAUGA